This is a messenger RNA of Letharia columbiana, 729 nucleotides long. RefSeq lists its product as uncharacterized. The record is from RefSeq and is a predicted model, not a curated record. NCBI's taxonomy places the organism in Eukaryota, Fungi, Ascomycota, Lecanoromycetes, Lecanorales, Parmeliaceae. Gene Ontology annotation, molecular function: carboxylic ester hydrolase activity; palmitoyl-(protein) hydrolase activity. Gene Ontology annotation, biological process: protein depalmitoylation. The transcript has a single exon. Gene Ontology annotation, cellular component: cytoplasm. The coding region runs from base 1 to 729 and encodes 242 amino acids.
AUGCCCACCCUCCAUCCUGUCGUUCAAGCGGACUUUCCAACAUCGCUCGUCCUAUCAAUCACUCCUCCCCCCGCACUGCCUUCUCAUACUACCAACGUCCUCAUCCUUCUUCACGGCCUUGGGGACACUGCAGUCUCCUUUACCAGUCUAGGCAAGCAGCUUGCUCUGCCUGAAACAACAUGCAUCUCCCUACAAGCACCUACGCCUCUACCACUUGAACUUGGUGGCUUUCAUUGGGGUGACGACAUCACCUUCGAUCAGGCCUCGGGGCAGAUGGACUUCGACACUGGAUUCAACAAAGCUGUCAAGAUCAUCAAGCAAGACAUAAUCGAGAAUGGGCUGAUCAAGAAGUGUGGGUACAAGGCAAGAGAGAUCAUGCUCUUUGGCUUCGGUCAAGGAGCAAUGGCAGCUCUAGCUACCGCAGCUUCCGUGGCCGAAGAGCUUGGAGGUAUCGUCUCAAUAGGUGGUCCCCUACCAUCCUCGAAUUUAUCUGCAAAAGCCGUCAAGACACCUGUCUUGGUACUUGGAGGGUCAUCGAGUACAUUGAUCACUCGGACAGCUCUUGAUAAGCUGAAAGCAGCCUUUCAAAAUGUCGAAUAUCAAAAAUGGAACAGGGCAGGAGACGGUAUGCCUCGAAAUAGAGACGAGAUGCUACCCAUUAUGCGCUUCUUUGCUCGUCAGCUGAGGAGCCGAGCUGGCGUGCCCAAAGGCAGUGUCGAGGUAGGUUGA